Molecule: messenger RNA, 6516 nt
Organism: Xenopus laevis (African clawed frog)
Lineage: Eukaryota; Metazoa; Chordata; Amphibia; Anura; Pipidae
Gene: pds5b.L
Product: PDS5 cohesin associated factor B L homeolog
Exons: 36
Coding region: 1453-5805 (1450 amino acids)
Biological process (GO): DNA repair; mitotic sister chromatid cohesion
Cellular component (GO): nucleus; chromatin
Molecular function (GO): DNA binding
Source: RefSeq, a predicted model, not a curated record
ACGGAGCGGACUAAUACGGACGGAGACGAGAGCGGGAGCCGGAGCCGGAGGGAGAGCACCGGGCUUGGCGAGAUAUAACGAAAAGACAACAUGGCGACCAUCCAUAGUGGAACGCUGGAUUUCUCCUCUCUGGUGGGUGAGGAGGAAACUUCGGGGCAGACACAGGAGAAUAAAGAGGCACACUAAUCGCAGCCCCCAGUUCCAACUUCAUAACUAUCAGGCGUCGGUGUGGGGACCCAGGUGACUUCUCUGCUUGCGGUGGAUCCGGACACGGGGGAGGCGGGCCGGCUGGAGUACUUCAUGGAGGCACUGUUCGAUAGCCACUCCAAUGAUUACUUUGAGAUCGAUUUAGAGACUGGCACGGUGAGCACCAGCCAGCCACUGGACCGGGAGACCAAGGACACCUAUGUGCUCAAAGUAACGGUAACCGACUUCGUUUCCCCCCGGAGAUGAGCCACUGCCUACCGAGUCCGAGUACCGGGAGAACAUCAGAGAGAAAAUCGAGGUGGGCUAAGAGGUGAUGACUAUCCGGGCCACUGAUGGGGACGCCCUGUCCAACGCCAACAAGCUGUACCGGCUCCUGGGGGGCACCGAGCGGGCAUCUGUGUUUGAGAUAGAUCCCGCUCUGGAAUUGUCCGCACCCGAGCGCCUGUGGAGAGGGAGGUGGUAACGGGCUGUCUGCUCAUUGUGGAGGCCAAUGACCAAGGCAAGGACACGGGUCCCAAGAGUGCCACGGCUACCGUGUAUAUCUAAGUGGAGGACUAGAACGAUAACUAUCCGCAGUUCAGUGAGAAGCGAUACGUGGUGCAGGUGCCGGAGAACAUCAGCCCCAACACCCAGAUCCAGCAGGCACAAGCCACCGACCGGGACAAGGGCAACAAUGCCAUCAUCUAUUACAGCAGCAUCUUUAUUUGGCUUAGAGCAGGGGUCCCGAACCUGGUUAUUUGUGGCCCAUAGCAGCUAUUUGCUAGUCGGCCGCCCUGAGGUGUCAGCUGUGUGUCCCAAGGAGGCGACGGUCCUGUGCGAGCAGUGCGAUGUCCUGCCGCCUGAGCUGCCACCCGCCCCGGGCACUCUCGCUAAGCAUCACCUACCGGGUGUGUCUAGGAGGCCCAGUCCCCGCAAGAUCUCCCCCCAAGGCGCGCUGGUUCUGUGGGGAGUCCUGGGUCUGCACAAGGAUGUUCCAGGCACACAGGAUAGGGUUAGGCUGUGGGAGCAGGGGAGGAUAAUGGGCCCCCUGUAGAAGGAGCCGCACAGCAGGCACUUCAGCUCUUCAUCCAGCACUUAAGAUCUUCAUCCAGCUGGGCCGCUUUCCAGCACCGUCCGAGAUUUUCCUGCUGUCAGUAGACUAUGGGAGCUAGCCAGGCAGGAGAAAUCCAGCGCCGCACUAUGGAUGGUCGCCAUGUUGCCUUUUCUGAGGAGCGGAAGUGGAGUUUCGGUGCAAAAAUUAUUUGAAUGACCAUGGCUCACUCAAAGGCCAAGGGCAAUGAUGGAAAAAUCACGUAUCCCCCAGGUGUCAAGGAAAUCUCAGACAAGAUUUCAAAAGAAGAAAUGGUUAGACGGUUGAAGAUGGUUGUGAAAACUUUCAUGGAUAUGGAUCAAGACUCUGAAGAGGAAAAGGAGCAAUAUUUGAACCUUGCUUUACACUUAGCCUCUGACUUUUUCCUUAAACAUCCCGACAAAGACGUACGAUUGCUCGUAGCCUGCUGCCUUGCUGAUAUUUUUAGAAUCUAUGCCCCAGAAGCACCAUAUACAUCGCCUGAUAAAUUGAAGGAUAUAUUUAUGUUCAUAUCAAGACAACUGAAGGGGCUUGAAGAUACAAAGAGUCCCCAGUUUAAUAGAUAUUUCUAUUUACUAGAGAAUAUCGCAUGGGUGAAAUCCUAUAAUAUAUGCUUUGAGCUAGAAGAUAGCAAUGAGAUUUUUACACAGCUAUAUAGAACAUUAUUUUCUGUGAUCAAUAAUGGACAUAAUCAGAAAGUCCAUAUGCAUAUGGUGGAUUUAAUGAGCUCUAUCGUUUGUGAAGGAGAUACUGUUUCUCAGGAGCUGCUCGAUAGUGUCCUAGUGAACUUGGUUCCUGCACACAAGAAUUUAAACAAACAAGCAUAUGACCUGGCAAAAGCUCUGCUUAAGAGAACUGCUCAAGCUAUUGAACCAUACAUUACAAACUUUUUCAACCAAGUUCUUAUGCUUGGUAAAACCUCCAUCAGCGAUUUGUCAGAACAUGUCUUCGAUCUGAUUCUGGAGCUCUACAACAUCGAUAGUCAUUUGCUUCUUUCCGUUUUACCUCAGCUGGAGUUCAAGCUCAAGAGUAACGACAAUGAAGAACGACUGCAGGUGGUUAAAUUGCUGGCAAAAAUGUUUGGUGCCAAAGAUUCGGAACUGGCUUCUCAAAACAAAACACUUUGGCAGUGCUACCUAGGAAGAUUUAAUGACAUACAUGUGCCCGUUCGUUUAGAAUGUGUGAAGUUUGCUAGCCACAGCUUGGUGAACCAUCCUGACCUUGCAAAGGAUUUAACAGAUUAUCUUAAAGUGAGAUCGCAUGACCCUGAAGAAGCCAUUAGGCAUGAUGUGAUUGUGUCUAUAGUUACUGCUGCUAAGAAAGAUCUUCUCCUGGUCAAUGACCAACUACUGAAUUUUGUUCGGGAAAGAACUUUGGACAAAAGGUGGAGAGUACGAAAAGAAGCAAUGAUGGGGCUUGCUCAGAUCUACAAAAAGUAUUCCCUGCAAGCUGAAGCUGGAAAAGAAUCUGCAAAGCAGAUUUCAUGGAUUAAAGAUAAGCUGCUGCACAUAUAUUACCAGAACAGUAUUGAUGAUCGGUUACUUGUGGAAAGGAUUUUUGCUCAGUACAUGGUUCCUCACAAUUUAGAAACUACAGAGAGAAUGAAAUGCUUGUACUACCUGUAUGCAACAUUGGAUACAAAUGCUGUGAAAGCUCUGAAUGAAAUGUGGAAAUGUCAAAACAUGUUGCGGCAUCAUGUUAAGGAUUUGCUGGACUUGAUCAAAAAGCCAAAGACAGAAGCUGGCAGCAAAGCAAUAUUUUCAAAAGUGAUGGUUAUUACAAGAAACUUGCCAGACCCUGGCAAAGGUCAAGAUUUUUUAAAGAAAUUUACUCAAGUAUUAGAAGAUGAUGAGAAAAUCAGAGGACAGUUGGAGAAACUUGUCAGUCCUACGUGUUCCUGCAAGCAGGCUGAAGUCUGCGUGCGUGAUAUUACCAAAAAACUGGGCAACCCAAAGCAACCGACCAACCCAUUUUUAGAAAUGAUUAAGUUUCUUUUAGAGAGGAUAGCGCCUGUACACAUUGAUACAGAGUCAAUCAGUGCUCUGAUAAAGCUGGUUAACAAGUCAAUUGAUGGGACAGCAGAUGAUGAAGAUGAAGGUGUGACCACGGAUCAAGCAAUUCGAGCUGGCCUUGAAUUGCUGAAGGUUCUUUCUUUCACCCAUCCAAUUUCAUUUCAUUCAGCCGAAACGUUUGAAUCUCUCUUAGCCUGUUUAAAAAUGGAUGAUGAAAAAGUAGCCGAGGCAGCACUACAAAUUUUCAAAAACACGGGGAGCAAAAUUGAAGAGGAUUUCCCUCAUAUCAGAUCUGCAUUGCUUCCAGUCUUGCAGCAGAAGGCUAAAAAGGGACCUCCCCGUCAAGCCAAGUAUUCCAUUCACUGCAUACAAGCAAUAUUUUCCAGCAAGGAGACACAGUUUGCACAGAUAUUUGAGCCCUUACAUAAAAGCUUGGACCCUGGCAACCCUGAGCAACUCAUCACAUCACUCGUCUCCAUUGGCCACAUAGCACAGCUUGCUCCAGAUCAGUUCACUGCUCCUUUAAAAUCCAUGGUUGCCACCUUUGUGGUUAAAGAUUUGUUGAUGACAGAUCGGCUUCCAGGUAAAAAGACAACAAAACUCUGGGUGUCAGAUGAUGAGGUGUCGACAGAAACUAAGGUUAAAAUUCAAGCAAUUAAAAUGAUGGUGCGGUGGCUGCUGGGAAUGAAAAAUAAUCUCAGUAAAUCCGGGAAUUCUACCUUACGACUCCUAAUGGCAAUAUUGCACACUGACGGAGACUUGACAGAACAUGGAAAGCUCAGUAAACCAGACAUGUCACGGCUGAGACUGGCUGCUGCCAGUGCCAUUGUUAAACUAGCGCAGGAGCCAUGUUACCAUGAAAUUAUUACCUUAGAACAGUAUCAGCUAUGUGCAUUGGUCAUCAAUGAUGAGUGUUACCAGGUUAGACAGUUGUUUGCUCAAAAAAUUCACAAAGGGCUCUCCAGAUUAAGACUUCCAUUAGAAUAUAUGGCCAUCUGUGCUCUGUGUGCAAAAGAUCCUGUGAAAGAGAGGCGCGCUCACGCACGGCAGUGUCUGGUGAAAAAUAUUAAUGUCAGAAGAGAGUAUCUGAAACAGCAUGCAGCUGUGAGUGAAAAAUUGUUCUCUCUUCUGCCUGAAUAUGUGGUUCCAUAUACUGUUCAUUUGCUUGCACAUGACCCAGAUUAUGUGAAAGUACAAGAUAUAGAGCAGCUAAAGGACAUCAAAGAGUGCCUGUGGUUCGUGCUGGAGAUUCUUAUGUCAAAGAAUGAAAAUAACAGCCAUGCUUUUAUUCGGAAAAUGGUAGAAUAUAUUAAGCAAACAAAAGAUGGCCAAAACCCCGAUGACCAGAAGAUGAAUGAAAAAAUGUACACAGUGUGUGAUGUGGCAAUGAAUAUAAUUAUUUCAAAGAGCACAACAUACAGCUUAGAGUCCCCGAAGGAUCCUGUAUUGCCUGCACGUUUCUUCACUCAGCCAGAUAAGAAUUUCAGCAACACAAAAAAUUAUCUUCCCGCUGAAUUGAAGUCCUUCUUUACACCAGGAAAGCCAAAAUCUACUAAUGUUCUGGGUGCAGUCAAUAAACCCUUAUCGAGCGCAGGAAAGCAAAUGCUAUCCAAGUCAUCUAGGAUGGAGACUGUAAGCAAUGCAAGCAGCGGUUCUAACCCAAGCUCUCCAGGCAAGAUAAAAGGAAGACUUGACAGUAUGGAAUUGGAUCAAAGUGAAAAUGAAGACUAUACGAUGUCUUCUCCUCUUUCUGGGAAAAAAAGUGACAAAAGGGACGACUCGGAUCUCUUGAAGUCUGAGUUAGAAAAGCCAAGGCGAGGGAAAAAGCAAUCUCUUAUAGACCAAGAUGACAGUUUAAGCAUGGAUGAAUUAUCAAAACCAGCACAGGAACCAAAAUCAAGGACUGGUCAGCGUGGAAGAAAGCGAGCUGCAGCAGCUUCUGAUUCGGAGGAACAAACGUGGCAGGAAAAGAGGCUAAAAGAAGACUUGUUGGAAAAUGAAGAUGAACAAAAUAGCCCACCAAAAAAGGGAAGAAGAGGAAGACCACCUAAGUCGGCCAAAAUGGCCAUAUCAAAAGAGGAGCCAACAGUCACAACUCCAAAAAGGGGAAGGAAGAAGGCAGUACCUGUUGAAAGUCCUCCAACCGAUGAAGAUGAUCAUCUAGAAAUAAGUGAAGAGCAAGAUUUUGAAAAUAUAGAUCAGAAGCGGAAAGGCAGGGGCUCAUCAAGGAGGACCCCUCAAAAGUCCGAUUCAACGGAUUCUCUUCUUGACACCAGUCGGCCCACACCACAGAAGAGGAGAGGAAGGCCACCCAAAACUCCCACAGUGCAGCAAAAGAAAAGCCAUGUUGGACGUCCAAGAAAGGUAGUAAGUAAAGAACCUGAAUCUGAAGAAGAAAUGGAAAUGUCCCAGAAUAGCCCAGCUCUUAGUGAACACCUUUCUAAUGAAGAUGAAUCUGCAGAGGAAGUAGUAGUGGCUCCUAGUACUGGAAGACUCAGAUCUGCAAAAAAACGAUGAAGUUGGACAAAGCAGACGACUGACAGUGAAGCGAAGUAGAAGGGCCACUGCUAUAGGAGGCAGCGUGAGGCUGCUUGUACAUAGGAGACGAAUGACAACGCGCUUAAACAAUACAUUUCCUAUCCCUUCAUUUGCAGCCACAAUCGUUUGUCAUUAGCUGUGGGUACUUUUUCGUGAUUUGUAUUGUGUGCUGGACAUGUAGACAUGAACGUGUAAAUAUCAAUAUUUUUUUUUUCAGAAAGUGCUUGUAUAGCUUUUGUUUUGCAGCUUUAAACUGACUUUUUACCUGAACGGACAUCAGAUUUUUUUCCAUACGAUGGACACAUGAAAGGUAUGAAAAAGAUUCAUAUGGAAUUGAAGCAAUAUUUGCCGUUUUACCCCCCCCCCCCUCUCGUCGCUUUUUACUGUGAAAAAAAAUAUCUUGCCAUUGUUUUAAUGCAAAGCUAAAUGGUCUUUUUACCUUCGACUCUUUUUGUCUCUGGGCACCUCUUUCCACCUCGGCGCUCCUUUGACUUCAAGAACAGAUUCUCCUUAGGAUAACGCCAUACACAGCUGAAUUGAUUGUGCGUAUCCAAUUGUUGUCAUUCUCCAACUCAGUAUUGCUGCCAGGCUGACUGUAUUAUGGCACUGCAUAUUAUAAGAAGAGGUUUUAAAAUAUUUUAAUUUUUUUUUAAUGUGUUGGCUAUAUUAAAUAAUGUAUGAAAGACCCUA